Acytostelium subglobosum LB1 is the source of this 519-nucleotide messenger RNA. RefSeq lists its product as hypothetical. NCBI's taxonomy places the organism in Eukaryota, Evosea, Eumycetozoa, Acytosteliales, Acytosteliaceae. Bases 1 to 519 code for a protein of 172 amino acids. The transcript has a single exon. The record is from RefSeq and is a predicted model, not a curated record.
AUGGCUCAUCAACACCCUGCCCCAGAGUUACUGACUCAUUGUAUAUCAUUCGAUAUUGGUUGUCCUCGUCUGGAUGAGUUCACCGGCUAUAUGUCCCCACCUGGACAAGGAACUCCAGCAAACAGAUUGCCACCAAACCAUCCUGACAAGUUCAACACUGCUGGUCAUAGGAACGCUCGUGCCUGGUACUUUAUUCAACGAAUACGACCCCAAUUGACAGCAAUGGGAUAUGCACGAAUGCAGAAGUCAGUCUAUUUUAGACAAUGUACUAGGAUUCAAUGUAUUGCCGAUGCGUUGGCACUCCGAGACCAUGAGAACACAAGGUGGAUCCCCUACUGCGCCAGAGAGGUACAUGUACUCAGGUUGGAGACAACGAACUCCAUCUAUCCCGAGUUGACAGUAGAUCAGGCAUUGGCACUACAAGAGGAGGAACAGGCACAAAUGCAAAUAGACGAAGAUGAUGACGACUCCGACGAUAAUGAUGAUGAUGAGGACACAUCAGACAGUGACAGUGAUUAA